CCAUUACCUUCGGGCUUCUCAGUAUACAGCAUAUUUGCUACUUGGGAGUAUUAUCUUUGAAUCACUCUAUUACUAAUUCAUCUUUAUUCAUACCAUGGAAACAAAUAAUAUUCAUCACUUGCGUCGUCAAGUUGCCAACCUUAGGCAGUCCCUUUUCGAUCAGGGAUAUGUUGAUGAACAAUUUAUUGAGUUGGAGGAGCUACAAGAUGAUGCUACUCCUAACUUCGUUGAGGAAGUCGUUACUUUGUUUUGUAAAGAUUCUGCUCGUUUAAUACAUAUCAUUGACCAGACCCUGGAAAACCAUCCUGUUGAUUUUGCAAAGCUUGACAACUAUAUGUACCAAUUCAAGGGCAGUAGUUCAAGCAGCAUUGGAGCCAAGAAGGUUAAAACUAAAUGUACACAAUUCAUGGAAUACUGCAGAGCAGAAAAUGUGGAAGGAUGCAAGAGAACUUUUCAGCAAUUAAAGGAAGAAUAUACAACACUCAGAAGGAAACUGGAAAUUUAUUUUCAGUAUGCAAGACAAGUUGGACCAACCGAGACAGCGUCCUGCACCCAAAGUAAAUCUGUUAAUUAGGAAUACAUUGUAAAGUUAAAAAAAAAAGUGAAAUAAAGCUCACACUAUACAUAGAGCAGGGCUCGUCAAAAAUGCAAGAAAAAAUGCACUAUUCCCUUUUCCUUCUUAAACAUAAUAACUAAGGGAAGGAUUUGUAUUAUCAUUAGUAUUUAAGUGGCACUUUAUGAAAUAUAUGAAGGCUUUUUUC
Capsicum annuum is the source of this 761-nucleotide messenger RNA. Its product is annotated as histidine-containing phosphotransfer protein 4. The transcript has 6 exons. The record is from RefSeq and is a predicted model, not a curated record. Lineage: Eukaryota; Viridiplantae; Streptophyta; Magnoliopsida; Solanales; Solanaceae. Gene Ontology annotation, biological process: cytokinin-activated signaling pathway; phosphorelay signal transduction system; phosphorylation. Gene Ontology annotation, cellular component: nucleus; cytoplasm. The coding region runs from base 95 to 574 and encodes 159 amino acids. Gene Ontology annotation, molecular function: histidine phosphotransfer kinase activity; protein histidine kinase binding.